This is a messenger RNA of Hyla sarda, 2308 nucleotides long. RefSeq names its product cystathionine beta-synthase-like. The record is from RefSeq and is a predicted model, not a curated record. Gene Ontology annotation, cellular component: cytoplasm. Lineage: Eukaryota; Metazoa; Chordata; Amphibia; Anura; Hylidae. Gene Ontology annotation, molecular function: cystathionine beta-synthase activity; cysteine synthase activity.
GGGGGGGGGGGGAGUGCAGAUCACAGGGUCAAACUACUGAGCAAAUGUACGGGGAGGUAGGGGAAGCAGAGGGGCGUUAAUCCUCUUCUUCAUCGACGUCCGGACGGUCCAAGAUGGAAUAGUCUCUAAUCAUGAGAGAAAAGGGGGAGGGGGGUAUAAACGCAGGGGUCUGUGCGGCGUUCCCCAUUGAGGGCACCAAGUCAGGGACACCUAAGACCGCUUGGUGUCACCCAAUUGCAUCAUCCCCCACGCUCGCCCCACAGGUGGGCAUUCUCUGCCGUAUCACCACGUGACUAUUCUUGUUACCAAGACUCUGACCAAUCACCACUCGCCUAAUUGACCGCCGCCUCCCGUGUGACCAAUAAGAAGAGAGCAUGGUGGCCCUGGACCAGUCGUGUGGGAGUGUGUGACAGCUCCACUCUGAGCAGCUGCUGUAGUCUGGACCAGGUGUCUCCAAGCUAAGCCACAUCCAGGUCACCAUGCCGUCUGUCCCUCCAGUAUCGGAUUCUGUCUCCUGUCCUCACCUCGCUGACAAUCAUGUGACCAACGGCAGUGUGAACGCUGAGCGCAAGUGGAUCCGCCCCGACCUCCCCAGUAAGUGCACAUGGCAACUGGGAAAGUCACCAGUGGAGUCCCCGCAUCGACACGUGCCCCUCAACCCCAGUCCAUCCAUCCUCCCGAGUGUCCUGCAGAAGAUCGGAGACACCCCACUCGUCAGGAUCAACAAGAUCGGGAAGAAGCAUGGGCUGAAGUGUGAGCUGUUGGCCAAGUGUGAGUUCUUCAAUGCUGGAGGCAGCGUAAAGGAUCGCAUCAGUCUGCGAAUGGUGGAAGAUGCGGAGAGGGAUGGAAUCCUUAAACCGGGAGACACCAUCAUAGAACCGACGUCCGGAAACACUGGGAUCGGCCUGGCCCUGGCUGCUGCGGUGAAAGGAUACCGCUGUAUUAUUGUGAUGCCGGAGAAGAUGAGUAUGGAGAAAGUAGAUGUCCUUCGUGCACUAGGAGCAGAGAUUGUUCGCACCCCAACCAAUGCCCGCUUCGAUUCCCCGGAGUCACAUGUUGGGGUUGCUUGGAGACUAAAGAAUGAGAUUCCAAAUUCUCACAUUCUGGAUCAGUACCGGAAUGCCAGCAAUCCGCUCGCUCACUAUGACAGCACCGCAGAGGAAAUCAUCCGGCAGUGUGACGGACGGGUGGACAUGGUGGUGGUUGGAGCCGGCACUGGAGGGACAAUAACUGGACUUGCACGCAAACUGAAGGAAAAGUGUCCAAACUGCAAGGUGAUUGGAGUGGAUCCAGAAGGGUCUAUUCUAGCGGAGCCUGAGGAGCUGAACCAGACAGACAAGACCGGAUAUGAAGUGGAAGGGAUCGGAUACGACUUUAUCCCCACCGUGCUGGACCGAUCGGUGGUUGAUCAAUGGUAUAAAACAAACGAUGAAGAGUCCUUCUCUAUGGCCCGUGCCCUGAUCAGGGAGGAAGGUCUGCUGUGCGGUGGCAGCUCUGGCACCGCUAUGACUGCAGCAGUGAAGGCAGCACAAGAACUGAAGGAAGGCGAGCGAUGUGUUGUGAUCCUGCCGGACUCUGUGAGGAAUUACAUGUCCAAGUUUCUCAGUGAUAAGUGGAUGACGCAGAAACAGUUCCUGAAGGUGGAGGACCUGGAGGGCAGUAAACCCUGGUGGUGGAACGUCAAGGUUUCAGCCCUGUCUCUCUCCGCCCCCCUGACCGUCCUCCCAACUGUGAGCUGCAACCAGACAAUCCAGCUCCUACGAGAAAAGGGUUUCGACCAGGUUCCCAUUGUGUCUGAGUCUGGGUUGGUGCUGGGGAUGGUGACCCUAGGGAACAUGUUGUCGUCUGUGCUGGCCGGGAAGGUGAAACCCUCAGAUCCUGUGGCCAAAGUCAUUUACAAGCAGUUUACACAGAUUCACCUCCUGGACAAUCUGGGGAAACUUUCCCGCAUCCUGGAGACGGAUCACUUUGCUCUUGUGGUUCAUGAGCAGAUUCAGUCAGAUCACAAUGAUGGUUCCUCCAGUAAGAAGCAGAUGGUGUUCGGAGUGGUGACCGCCAUCGAUCUCCUAAACUUUGUAACAAGGGAGCGGGAGCGGCGUGUGAGUGAGUCGAGUGACAGGGACCCCAAUGAAAGGACCAGACAUUUCAGUGCCUCUUAGAUGAAAGGACUGUCCACGUAUCUCAUGGCUGCUGCUAAGGGAACCUCGCGCCCGUCGGUCUGUUUUAAUUCCGUGUUCUGUAAUUCUAGCUUUUUAUUUUGUAGCUGAGGCGACAAUGAAUCAAUAAAAUCUGAUUAUACGAUAUGGGU